CUGUUAUGACACAGCCAUCACACGCAUACUGCAUACACAACGCAGAGCAUCAGAAGCAGCUGCGAUCUGAUCGACAUGGCUGCCGCCACCAUGGCUAUCACCUCCCGCGCGCUCGUCGGCAAGCCGGCGGCUGGCACGAGGGACGUCUUCGGCGAGGGCCGCAUCACCAUGCGCAAGACCGCCGCCAAGCCCAAGCCGGCGGCGUCCGGCAGCCCAUGGUACGGUGCCGACCGCGUCCUGUACCUGGGCCCGCUGUCCGGCUCGCCCCCGAGCUACCUGACCGGCGAGUUCCCCGGCGACUACGGGUGGGACACCGCGGGGCUGUCGGCGGACCCGGAGACCUUCGCCAAGAACCGCGAGCUGGAGGUGAUCCACUGCCGCUGGGCCAUGCUCGGCGCGCUCGGGUGCGUGUUCCCGGAGCUGCUCGCCCGCAACGGCGUCAAGUUCGGCGAGGCGGUGUGGUUCAAGGCGGGCUCCCAGAUCUUCAGCGAGGGCGGGCUGGACUACCUCGGCAACCCGAGCCUGGUCCACGCGCAGAGCAUCCUGGCCAUCUGGGCGUGCCAGGUGGUGCUCAUGGGCGCCGUCGAGGGGUACCGCGUCGCCGGCGGCCCGCUCGGGGAGGUGGUCGACCCGCUGUACCCUGGCGGCAGCUUCGACCCGCUCGGGCUCGCCGACGACCCGGAGGCGUUCGCCGAGCUCAAGGUGAAGGAGAUCAAGAACGGCCGCCUCGCCAUGUUCUCCAUGUUCGGCUUCUUCGUGCAGGCUAUCGUCACCGGCAAGGGCCCCCUCGAGAACCUCGCCGACCACAUCGCCGACCCCGUCAACAACAACGCCUGGGCUUACGCCACCAACUUCGUCCCCGGCAAGUGAGCGAGGGCAUGAUGCUUGCAUGCGUGUACCGUAGACGUACCGUAUUCCUACGUACUGCAGGUUGCACCAGUAUUUGUGAAGGGAGCUGUGCGUGGGAGCCAGAGAUUGUACCGCUAGUGUAUUUUUGUAUGCACGCCGUGGAGCUGAUCAAUGAAAUAUGCUGUAAAUAUAUUAUGUCUUCAUUUAUGCAUACUGUACAUGAUUGUUCUCACGAUCAGGUUGUGAGCACGUCCUAAAAUACAAGGUCAACAAAUAAAAAAAGAACAGAGGGAAUAGAUUGCAAGCGUAGCUCAUGCUGACAACGACAAUUGGAGCCAAAUUCACGUAAAGACCUGUGAAAAACUAUCUACUACGACAUAAAACUCAAAACCCAUGCAUCCAGAAGAUCAAAACUAAAUUUAUUGUUUGGCACCACUAAAAAUUGUCUCUGCUCGAAGGCUGACUGUAGUGUACCCUAGACGUACGUAUUCCUACGUACUGCAGGUUGCACCAGUAUUUGUGAAGGGAGCUUUGGGAGCCAGAGAUUGUACCGCUAGUGUAUUUGUAUGCAUGAUGUGGAGCUGAUCAAUAAAAUAUGUUGUAAAUA
Zea mays is the source of this 1456-nucleotide messenger RNA. Its product is annotated as chlorophyll a-b binding protein of LHCII type 1. The record is from RefSeq and is a predicted model, not a curated record. Gene Ontology annotation, biological process: photosynthesis, light harvesting. The transcript has a single exon. Gene Ontology annotation, cellular component: membrane. Bases 76 to 870 code for a protein of 264 amino acids. Lineage: Eukaryota; Viridiplantae; Streptophyta; Magnoliopsida; Poales; Poaceae.